UACAAAAUAAUAGUAUAGAUUAACCCCGAUUUUAUGAUCAAUUGCACCGUGUUUGGGUGCAGUGACUUUAUGAAAUGAAUCAAGGUCAUAAUCCAAUGGUAGUUUCUCGGGUAUGGAGACACUCUCAGCUUGGACGACCCUAUAACAUGGAAUACGCUUUCCUGCUUUUUCUUCUCUUCUUCCAUGUCUUCCUCCCUCACUCCUCUGGUAAACCCAAUGGAGUGUGUGUUUCUCAAGGUGGUCGUUUUCCUCCCUUCAAAUCAGAGGGUCUCCCGCCCAAAAGCGGUCCUAAAGAUUUGACCCUUUGUCGUGUUUUUCGCAAAAAGACUUGCUGUGAUGUUUCACAUACACAUCCUGCAUUGCUGUCUGUAAGGAAGCUUGCUUCUGCUGGGGAAGCUAGCCAAGAGUGUUUGCACUUAUGGGAACUAUUGGAAUGUGCCAUAUGUGAUCCACACAUGGGUACUCGGCCUGGACCUCCACUAAUUUGUGAAUCUUUAUGUGAGAGAAUUUAUGACGCAUGCUCAAAUGCUUACUUCUCUAUGGACGUGAAAACACAGAUGCUUGCACCAUGUGGAGGAAAUGACUUUGUAUGUGGUAGGGCUGCUGAAUGGGUCUCCAAUGGUACAGAUCUCUGUCUUGCUGCAGGUUUUCGAGUGAAGCAAUCUGAUGUUAUCGAUAUUGCAUCAGAAGAAAUUUUUUGCUAUGGUGAUAAAGCAAGUCUUGGUUCAGUUGCUGAUUCAUGGAAGUCUUCACAGUUUGAAUCGACCAAGAAAGGGGAGAGCUCGGUGAUAUUUGACGAUUUCAAUCAAUGGGCGAGGGAAAUGCCGUUCAGUGAAAGAAUAUCUUGGGCUAUAGGAGGGAUGGUUCUAACAGCAGGAUUGGUGUUUAUAAGCAAAAGAAAAAGCAAUAGCCAACGCCAGAAACUAGCAGCUAUAAAGCGCACCGCAAGGAAGCUGGGAAGCAGAAUGGUGGAUCAGCAGCCUUCAGAUGCUCCAGAAAAUAGGAAAAAAAUUUCCUGAUGACUUGUAUGUGUAGUUGUUAACAAUACAUAAUUAAUUGUGGUAAUUUAUAGGUCGAUCUCAUGUUAUUUGUUUUAAUUAAUAAUAAUCUAAAUGAAGUAGAGUAUUGUUUUUUUUGUAC
Messenger RNA from Cicer arietinum (chickpea), 1140 nucleotides. RefSeq names its product folate-binding protein 1. Lineage: Eukaryota; Viridiplantae; Streptophyta; Magnoliopsida; Fabales; Fabaceae. The record is from RefSeq and is a predicted model, not a curated record.